This is a messenger RNA of Ceratosolen solmsi marchali, 687 nucleotides long. Its product is annotated as E3 ubiquitin-protein ligase CBL-like. Gene Ontology annotation, molecular function: SH3 domain binding; receptor tyrosine kinase binding; phosphotyrosine residue binding. The transcript has 4 exons. Bases 1 to 687 code for a protein of 228 amino acids. The record is from RefSeq and is a predicted model, not a curated record. Gene Ontology annotation, cellular component: membrane raft; plasma membrane. Gene Ontology annotation, biological process: signal transduction; negative regulation of epidermal growth factor-activated receptor activity. NCBI's taxonomy places the organism in Eukaryota, Metazoa, Arthropoda, Insecta, Hymenoptera, Agaonidae.
AUGUGUGCACAAUUAAUGUUGUUCCAGCCAUGGUCAACUUUAUUACGCAAUUGGAAAAUCCUAGCUGUUACGCAUCCUGGUUACGUGGCUUUCCUAACUUACGACGAAGUUAAGGUUCGGCUGGAAAAGUACAGUGGGAAGAAGCCCGGGAGCUACGUAUUCCGGUUGAGCUGCACUAGGCUCGGCCAGUGGGCCAUCGGCUAUGUCACCUCCGACGGGCAGAUACUCCAGACCAUACCUCACAACAAGAGUCUUUGCCAGGCACUGCUAGACGGAUACCGGGAAGGAUUCUAUCUCUACCCGGAUGGGCGGAAUAUAAAUCCGGACCUGACGUGGGCUGUCCAGCCGACGCCGGAGGAGCACAUAAAAGUUACCGCCGAACAAUACGAGCUUUAUUGCGAAAUGGGUAGUACAUUCCAGUUGUGCAAGAUUUGUGCCGAGCAUGACAAGGAUGUGAGAAUAGAGCCCUGUGGACACUUACUGUGUACGCCCUGUCUCACCGCCUGGCAGGAUUCUGAGGGCCAGGGCUGUCCCUUCUGUCGUGCGGAAAUCAAGGGCACUGAGCAAAUAGUUGUCGACCCGUUCGAUCCUCGACGAACGCACCGACCGGGAGCCCAGUCUGCCUCCGCGAGCAACGCUUCAACGCCCACGAGGGAUCUGGACCCCGACACCGAGGUAUCCGACUAG